Molecule: messenger RNA, 1713 nt
Organism: Triticum turgidum subsp. durum (durum wheat)
Lineage: Eukaryota; Viridiplantae; Streptophyta; Magnoliopsida; Poales; Poaceae
Source: the annotation of a GenBank genome assembly
AUGGAGGCGGCGGCGGCGUUCGGCACGUUGGAGGGGGUGGUGGGGGAGAUCACGCGGCUGCACCGCUCGCUGCCGGCGCGGCCGACGCUGGACGACGUGGAGGCGGCGGAGGCGCUCGCGCGCGCCGCGGACCGGGAGGAGCGGGCGCGUCUCGACGCCGUCGAGGCGCUGCGGAGGUCGCCGCUCGUGCCCGAGGAGCUCUUCUACGUCGCCCAGGAGAUGCACCGCGCGCUCGCCGGCUUCCAGUGCCGGGAGCAGAAGCGCGACGCCACGCGGAUCCUCGAGCUCGACGCGCUGCACGCCCUCUUUGACGACCUCAUCCAGCGGGCGUCCCAGUGCGUGCCGUCCACCUCCACCGGCGCCGCGCCGCGCAUCACCUCCACCGCCGCCGCCGGUGCUGCGUCAUCCUCGUCGGCGGCCUCAUCAGCGGGACCGUUGCCUGCUGCGGGCCGCUCCUCUUUGGUCACCAACGGCUUCAGUGGGGAGAGGACUGUGGGCACGAGCAUGGGGCGUGUCUCCAUGGAUGACAGCUACGUCAAGAAGGCCAAGGCGCCAAUGUGGGACGGCGGACUCGUGGCAGCGAGUCCACGUAAACCGGGAGGAACUGCCGCCGCAAACGCCGCGGCGGUUGGACUGGAUGACAGUUACGGAGAUGAUAAGGAGAAAAUUAGCCUCAUUAAGCUAGCUAGCAUGAUUGAAGUGGCUGCGAAGAAAGGCGCUCGGGAACUCAACUUCAAAGGAAAACUCAUGGCCCAGAUUGAGUGGAUACCUGAUUCAAUUGGAAAGCUCACUGGGCUUGUUACCCUUGAUAUUUCGGAGAAUCGGCUUGUGGCUUUGCCACCAACAAUCGGGAAGCUUUCUUCUUUGACCAAGCUGGAUCUUCAUGCUAAUCGAAUAGCUCAACUCCCUGACUCAGUUGGGGAUCUUCGCAGCUUGAUUUGCCUCGAUCUGAGGGGAAAUCAGCUUACAUCACUGCCCUCUAGUAUUGGGAGGUUGGCGAAUCUUGAGGAGCUUGACGUGGGUGCAAACCAUAUUGUCUCACUACCUGAUUCAGUAGGAAGCCUCACACGAUUGAGGAAGUUACUGAUUGAGACAAAUGACCUUGAUGAGCUGCCUUACACAAUAGGUCAUUGUGUUUCACUGGUGGAAUUGCAGGCAGGCUAUAAUCACCUGAAGGCUCUUCCAGAGGCUGUUGGGAAGCUAGAAUCUCUAGAGAUCCUCUCUGUGAGGUACAACAAUAUCAGGAGCCUUCCAACUACAAUGGCAUCUCUCACUAAGCUGAAGGAGGUCGAUGCCAGCUUCAAUGAGCUUGAGUCGAUUCCGGAGAACUUUUGCUUUGUCACUUCUCUUGUUAAACUGAAUGUCGGGAACAACUUUGCUGACAUGCAAUCCCUGCCUCGCUCUAUUGGCAACCUUGAGAUGCUGGAGGAGUUGGAUAUAAGCAAUAAUCAGAUUAGGGUGCUUCCAGAUUCUUUUGGAAUGCUGCAGCAUCUCCGUGUGCUUCGUGCGGAAGAGAAUCCUCUACAGGUGCCACCAAGGGAGAUAGCUUUAAAGGGAGCUCAGGCUGCCGUCCAGUACAUGGCUGAAUAUGCUGCCAAGAAAACUACAAAGCCACAGCCAGCGAAGGCCAAGAAGAAUUGGGCUCAGUUCUGCUUCUUCUCCAGGCCCAACAAAAGAAAGCAUGACCGGAUAGACACUGACAUGAUCGAUUGA